Molecule: messenger RNA, 3349 nt
Organism: Mya arenaria
Lineage: Eukaryota; Metazoa; Mollusca; Bivalvia; Myida; Myidae
Product: forkhead box protein N4-like
Exons: 7
Coding region: 197-1717 (506 amino acids)
Biological process (GO): regulation of transcription by RNA polymerase II
Molecular function (GO): transcription cis-regulatory region binding; DNA-binding transcription factor activity, RNA polymerase II-specific
Source: RefSeq, a predicted model, not a curated record
ACCGACGUACUACGAAAAUACUACUACUUCCUGUGAACUUGUUUUGAAUUUACAAAUAUAUUUUUUGAGAAACGUUAAUUGGUUAACAAUUAAGUGACAGUGUGUAGUUGAAUAUUUUAAGCUACGUAUCAAAUGGCUUAUUCCUGCUGGAUAUAUCUGAAUUGAUCCUGAAAAAAACAACAGCAAAGCAGAUAAAAUGACAGCCAUGGAUUUCUUGCCGAGUGACUUGGAGCACAUGAAUACAAACUUUCUGGACAUGAUUGAGAAUGAAGCAAACUCGCAGCUCCUUGAUAUAGACAAUCUGAACUCGGAUAGACUGAAUGAUAUUCUAAAUGGGGAUAUCACUGGGAUGGAUUGUGAAGCAGAUGAGGUAAACAAUUCAAACUGGUUCCAAGGGCUACAGUGGAGUGACACAUGCAAAGUACCACAGAGUUUAAUUGAUGCCUCCAGUGAGGUUGAAAACAAUAACCCCAACUUGCUAGUCAAUCCACAGAGUGUUCUUCCAAUGCACUCAACAUAUCAGACUCAUACAUCCAGUCACACACAGCAAAUGAACCAAAUAAAUUCCCGUGGAGGAAUUGCUGUAAAGAUAAAUGGACAAGAUGCAGUGCUCACUCCUACCCAGCACCCACACAUACAGUAUGUGACAGUGCAUAAUAUAUCUAGCCUAAACAAUUCACAACUUGGAUAUACCGUCCAACCAGUGACAAUUUGUCAGCAACAGUUACAAAAUGUUGGAUCACUAGCUUCACCAUCUUUGUCAUCACCAGUGCUAGUUGAACAUUUGCAGAAUGGAACACAGACUCUUCUAAACAACAACAACAACAAUAAAGUGGUGUCACACAAUCAAAGCCAAGAGAAAGUGUAUCCCAAACCAGUGUAUUCAUACAGUUGUUUGAUCGCCAUGGCGUUAAAGAACAGCAGGACAGGGAACCUACCUGUCAGUGAAAUCUACAACUUCAUGAUAGACAAUUUUCCAUACUUCAAGACAGCUCCUGAUGGAUGGAAGAACUCUGUGCGACACAACUUAUCCCUGAACAAGUGUUUUGCGAAGUACGACACAGGGAAGCCCACAGGGCAGCAUACACGCAAGGGCUGCCUCUGGGCUCUCAACCCUGCAAAGGUCGAAAAGAUGGAUGAUGAGAUCGUCAAGUGGCGGAAAAAAGACCCAGAGUCUGUCAAGCUUAGCAUGUCUAAACCUGAGAACUUGGAACUGAUAGAGCAAGGCAAGGCUGGGCCUCCGCGGGAGAGCCAUGAGGAGCCAGCCACGCCCAUCAAACAGGAGCCUAUACCGGUCCAGGUGACACCCGUCAAGUCGAAAGGUCUGGUGCUGGGAAGGGAGGUAUAUGCGGGGCCAGGUGGGCCAGUGACCAUCAUCAAGCGUGAGGCAUCAGUCAGUGUGAAGUUAGAGCCAGAGAUCAACGUCACUGACGUCAGUACGUACGACCCGCCAAUGCCUGAUGUCGGCUGCCAGACACACCUGUGGGAUGAGGACCUAUCAAUAUCAGUGGGGAAUUCCGUCCACUCCACCCCACCCCCCUCUUCUCCGCUCAUGUCCCCUACGUACAACGGAGGCAGCCAUUACCAUGGUAACAUUACCUACACGUGUAUGAGUCCCCAGGGGGUGCGGAGCCCAAGCCUGACCCCCAACAAGAUGUACCCCCAGACCCCCACAAAGAUGUACCCUCAAACACCCUCCAAACUAGUCCUCGCAUAGUGGACACAGUAAACUCACUUUGCUCAAAUGUUUGAAUCUUGCUUUUCUGAUAAAAAAACUAACUUGUAUAAAUACUUUGUAAUAGUAAAUACUGCAAGAAGAAUUCUACAAUGAUAACACAGUGGUUUACUUUUAUUUGGAUGUUGAGAUUCUGACCUUACUCACAAUAUUAUUUUUAUUCAAGAACUUACAAUAUGAAAUAUGCAUUGCCUUCAAUUGCUUGUAUUUUUCUAACACUCAUUUACUGAAUGGUUAUGUUGUACCAGUGUAUCCAUUUCCAGGGUUUGUGCAAAGAGAUUGUGCAAAGCUUUAUUCUUUCCUGAAAAAUAUCCAUUUAUUCCAGUAAACUCAAUAUCAUUGAAUUCAUGUUUUGGCUUUCACAUGAUGAUGUGAUUUGAAGUCCAAGUGUUUGCAUUGCUGUGAAUUUCAUUUCAUAUGUUACAUAUAUAGAGUUUUAUUUUUAAUUGAUAGCUUGCUUAUCUUUCAUUUCAUGUUACUGUUACCAUGGUACCCUUUAUACAUGUCUAAGAACUUAGUGGUUUUCAUUACAUGUUAGUUACCCUUUAUACCUGUCUAAGAACUUAGUGGUUUCCAUAGCAUGGUAAUGACAUCACUGUAAUAACUAUGUUAAAGAUGUGUAAUGGCUAUGAAUAAACAUAUCCAUUUUGUGCAAUUUUGAAUUUGAUACAAAUAAUACAACAGAAUGAUUUCCUAAGCUUAUAGUAGGACAGCCAGAUGCGAGCAAAAUCUGGCUCUAGUCUCUAAAUGUGUUCAAACCCUUCACAAGCACUCCAAAAAGCAUUUAAUGCAUACACAUAUGGUAGCUUCUAUGUACAGAUAUUGGUAUUAAUUUAUAGAUUUAUAGUGAAAAUAAUACCAAGGCUUUUUUUCUCUCCCUUCAAAAGGCAAAUGGGAUAUAGAAAUGGUAGGCGUGUGUGUGUGUGUGUGUGUGUGUGUGUGUGUGUGUGCGUGCGUGCGUGUGUGUGUGCGUGUGCACGUGUGUGUGUGUGUGCAUGUGUGUGUGUGUGUGUGCAUCAUGGCAAUCUUGACCGGAGCAUAACUUGAAGUCUUUGAGGUAUUGAUUUCAAACAUCAUAUACAGAUAGAUCUUAUUGAGGAAAAGUGCAGUGCACAAAAUCCAUAACUCUGGGUGCAGUCUUUUUCUAGUUAUUGCCCUCUAUUCAUUUUGAUACUUACCAUAUAUUUUGUCCAGAGCAUAACUCAAAAAGUCUUUGAAAUAUUGACUUCUAACUUCAUAAACAGAUAGGUCUCAUUGAAGAGAAGUGCAGUGUACAAGGAUCAUAACUCUGGGUGCAGCAUUUGUUUAGUUUUUGCGUUUUGUUCAUUGUAAUCCUUUUUCGAAAAACGAAGUUGAUACUGUUCUUGCUUCGGCUAGUGAUAUGUCAGUCUGUGACUGCUUUACUUUCAAUUGUAAUCCAACAAGAGUUAUAUUUGAUUGUAGUUUGAUUGGUGCAGUAGUUAAUUUUUAGAAUACUUGAAAUGUUUCUUUAAUAUAGUAUGUUUAUAGCUUGUAAAGCAGUCGGUUGAAUUUAGCAUAUAAUGUAAAAACUUUAAAUGUGACUAUGAAAGAAAUUUUUACUGGUGGUAAUUAUAAUGUAUUUUUGACAGUUGC